GGAAGUUGAAAUGAAGAAAGAGCGAGUAUGUAGUGAUCAUUUGUCUCUGUGGUGGGCUUCUCUUUUUCUAGUACUGUUUGGAAAUAUUUACUUACUUUUUUAUAAUUAUGUUGUUCCUGGACAUCUGAUACACUGAUCAUUUUGAAACUACUACCAGGAAGAAUGCAUGGGACUUGCUGGGUGUGGAAGAGAGAAAGGAGUUUGUGGGAAGAAAGCAGAAACAUUUGUGCAUCACAGACUGCCCUCCUGUGAUAAGGAAGGAUGAAGGCAGAAGGCAGUCAGGAGGAAUCUGGGUACCACCCAGGCAUUAGUGAAGGAAGUCGAAAUGUGGCACAGUCUGUUGCUCUGCAGAAACGUCUGUCUCUGUCAGGAAUUAGCAUCUUGGAUAAACUUAUCAAAACCUGCCCAGUCUGGCUGCAGCUUCACACAAGUAUGGAGAAAAUCUAUGCUAUACUGAAGGAUGAACCCGCUGGGAUAUUUUUAGUAAGAAAACAUGGUCCAAAAAGAAUGAUGCUGUCUGUCUGCUGUUCUGGAAAGGACCAAGAUGGGGGCAUACAAGACUACAUAAUCAACGAGGAAAUAUCAAUGCUGCAUAUGGAGGGUUCAGUUUUAGUAUUUGAAGAUAUCUUUAAGUUAAUUGCAUUCUACUGUGUCAGCAGAGAUAUACUUCCUUUCCCAUUAACUCUACCACAAGCAUUUUUGGAAGCAAAAAGCUAUCAAGACCUUGAAACAAUAUCAAACCUUGGGAAAAAUUUCUGGAGUUCAUCACUCAACCAAAGAAAAAACAGUGAAAAUGCAGAAAGUCUAAACGAACGACACACUAACAGUGCCCACUCAGGCAUGAUAACGGCUAAUGAAGAUUUCUCAAGCAAUUCAGUGAACCAGUGUUCAUGUGAAAUUGAGCUCUCAGUAGGAAGUGACAGGCUGUGGUUUGUGAAUCCUAUUUUUAUAGAAGAAUGUAGCAAUAUUCUACCUCCAGUUAAUACAAGUUUGCAAAAGCACAGCCUCAAGCCAGGACAAUCAUUACCAGCAACAAGGCAUCUCAGGCCUGCACCAGCACCUCCAAAUCGAUCUACGUCUUUGGGAAAAACCUGGAAUAACUCCAUGAGUACUCUGUAUGAAGGAGAGCUUGAACCUGAAAGUCUAGUCAGUGCUUAUGAAAAAAUGAAACUCUGCAGUCUAGAUGUACGGAAGCCUAAACCUGUGAGUGAACAAGGAAAAUGUAAUCUUCCAGUACCCCCCUUGCAUGUACUAUCACCCAUUUCCUCCAAAAGUCAAACAAAUAUUACUCAUGAAGAACAGGAACCCAGUGACAGUAACAAGGCUUGCGAAAUCUGUAAGCAACUAACUAGUGAAAAUCUGGAGGGGGAAAUUAUUUGUAGUGUAGGACAAUGUGGACAUAACUCAGAGGAUAAGGAAACAAAGGAACUGUGUAAAGAAAAUACGUGCUGCAUUACUGCAAGAGAAUGCCUUGUAAAAGCUUCCACCUGCUUAACUAUUAAUAAAGCUCAGCAAAGUCUGCUAAUGCCAACAUCCAAAACUGAAAGGUCACAAAAGGAUCAUAACAAACCUCCUAGAAAAGUCAAGCCCUCAGGACCUCCACCAAUCCCGCCUCCAAGAACGAAAAAAAUGUCAAAGCAGCAAUGUACAGCAACUAGUCCUGAAGCUUCUGCCUCAUUGAUGGAAGAUAAUGCGGAGAAUAAACGUAACUCAUCCCAGGCUCUGGUCAGUGAAAACUCCCAGCCAGUUAGCCUUUCUGCAAGUUCGGAAUCAUCCUUGUGUUCUCAGGAGGGUAAUUCUCUGCCCCUUAUUCAGGAACAUGACUCUUAUUCAACCAGUAGCACAGAAGAUGAUCUGGAACCUACUCCAAGCCGAAAAAUCAAAACCAGGCUGCACUCUUCCUCUUCUUUAAUACUGGACAAGGCCAAAAAUCGUCUCUCAAUUGCUGCCAUAACAAAUGUUUUUACAGUUUUACUGUCUGCAGACAGGAAAGUGCACAAGAAGAUUUUAGAAUUGGCCCAAGACAAGGAGACUUAUUUCGGAAAUCUGGUACAAUAUUACAAAUCGUACACAUUAGAAAACAUGGAGAGACACACGUCUAGCCUGGAACUGUUGCAGGAAAUCAGAUUAACAAUGACACAACUGAAAAAUUAUCUAAUACAAAGCACAGAACUGAAAACGCUGACCGAAUCACUUGCCUAUCCAGAGGACAAACUAGAAGCCCUUCUGGAAGCAUCUUUGUGCAAAUGUGUGCUGCGACCUUUAAGGAAUGCUAUUUAUUCCUGCCUAAAGACUAUUCACAGUAAGGAUGGCUCCUUUUCACAAUUAACUGAAAACCAGACUGUGGUACAAAAGUCAACCACCACCGAACUGGGGGUAACCACCUGUGUUCCAGAGGUACCGGUAAUGGAGAAAAUUAAGCAGAAGUUUACGUACAUGCAUAAGGCCUACUCCCCCGAGAAGAAAAUUGCUACAUUGCUUAAGACUUGCAAACUCAUAUAUGAAUCCAUGUCUUUGGGAAAUCCAGGACGGUCAUUUGGCGCUGAUGACUUCCUACCAGUCCUGAUGUAUGUUCUCGCCCAGAGUGACCUGACAUCACUGUUCAUGGAUGUGGAAUAUAUGAUGGAGCUGAUGGACCCUUCUUUGCAGCUUGGAGAGGGCUCCUACUAUCUAACUACCACCUAUGGAGCUGUGGAGCACAUCAGAAAUUAUGACAAACUGCCAGUUACACGCCAGCUUAGUAUGGACGUGCAAGAUUCCAUCCAUCGCUGGGAGAGGAGAAGAACUCUCAACAAGGCACACGUUUCAAAGUCAUCUGUGCAGGACUUCAUCACCAUCUCCCUUCUGGAAGCCAACGCCAAUAGUAAAACAGUAGCAAUCCACCCUGAAAUGACAGUUCAAGAUCUGUGCCAGUAUUGUGCAGAAAAGUUUGAGGCUGAAGACCUGGAAACCUAUGCACUGUACGUGUAUGUGGAGGAGAAGUGUAUACCACUGGCUUCAGACGCUCGACCCCUGAACAUAAAAUCUUCAUUGCUGAAAACAGAGCCAAGGAAAGAGUACAGUUUUGUUUUCAAACCUGUAGACAUUAAGGAUCCAGCUCUGCCAGUUAAAGAACUUGAUUUAUUAUAAUUCACUGUCUGUCUACUUGGUUUCACAAUUCAUGCAAUCAAAACUUGAAGUAAAAGAUGAAAGUUUA
Molecule: messenger RNA, 3196 nt
Organism: Protopterus annectens (West African lungfish)
Lineage: Eukaryota; Metazoa; Chordata; Ceratodontiformes; Protopteridae
Gene: RIN3
Product: Ras and Rab interactor 3
Exons: 10
Coding region: 262-3129 (955 amino acids)
Biological process (GO): signal transduction; vesicle-mediated transport
Cellular component (GO): endocytic vesicle; cytosol
Molecular function (GO): guanyl-nucleotide exchange factor activity; small GTPase binding
Source: RefSeq, a predicted model, not a curated record